ACAAGAGUGACUGCAAACUUCUUACACUGAGUGCACUCAGGUUAAGGCUCCGGGCUGGCAGCACGCACUGAAUUAAUUGUUUGGACCACGUCACUAAUACUUCUCCUGCUGAACAGAAUGUUGUUAAGAAGUCUGAAGUAAGGGCUGAUUAUAAUUUUUUCCCCCCUUGCUCUGUGUAGUUUCCUUGUUCUUACUCUGGUUGUACUGCAAUCUAUUUUAAUCUUGUGGAGUCAUUGCACAUAAAUAGAACAGAGAGAACCGAGACCUGUGUUGCGUAGUACAGACUUAACCAUGAAACAAUCCCGGUGUGCCGGUCGGAGAAAGUGUGGCUUAUGGUUGAGGCAGUAGUGUUUUGCUUCCUAAUGAGGUAUCACUUAUCGCAUUUCCACUUAAAUUGUGUCGUUGGCAGAAUUUUGUGUCAGCACACUGAGCUAAAUAUAACCUGGAGAGUUAAAUAAGGGCAUGGAGCGAGCCAGGAAAGCCCAGUGUAAUAGGAUCCAGCCCGUCAGCCUCAGUCCUAAACCUGAUAGAGUGCAUUGUCUAAAUGCUAAAAUACAACAGUGACUGUGUAAGGGAAACUAUUCGUCUGUGAUACUUGACCUUCUGGAAUUUUCCACAUAUCUGUCACAAGACAUUAAAAGCCUACAGUUUGGGUUUAGGCCCAUCCUAUAAGAUAACGUCUUAGGGCUGUUCAGUUAACUUGUGUGGUUUAGGCCCUACUGCUGGGGUUGUUCACUGCUGGGGUAACUUUGUUUACUCAGAAAACACCCACUUAAAUAAACAGUGUCAGUGACAAACUUGUAGCUGAAGUUUCUUGUUCACCCACAGCUUACUAGUUCCUUAGAAUCACAUGUGGGUUGAGCACAGAGCUGGAUACAACAUUAUCACAUCUAUUUAAGGUCAACAAGGCCUUCAUGAAUAUUUCCAAGACCACUUGGUCGACUGGCAUUUCUCUUUCAUGUGACCACACUCUUAUCUGCUCACUGCUGUUCUCUCCCUCUCUCUCUACCCCCUCCUCUCUAAACACACACACACACACACACACACACACACACACACACAGUGCUCCUCAGAUCAUGCCAUUUGUGUAGUUUCCACACCAUGUGUGUGGCAAGCUUGGGAUUAUGAAUGAAGCUUGUUUACCAUUCGGGCCCCAGCCAUGUGACUCCCACUCCCACACCCAUUUGCGGAGCGUCACCAUGGCAGCAGCCUUGUGCAGAGUUCACGGGGGUGCGCGCUGACGCUGUCAAGCGACUCCUGAAACGGUGCCUGGGGACAGCGUGCCUUUUCACAGACGCACAGCGAGAGGCUCUCUCUUUUUGGCCGAGGCAAUGGUCUCGCGACCGCCGUCUUCCCGCUGUAUACAGAUUGGCCUCUCCGGAAAAAAAAAACCCCGCCAUGGCAAAAAAUAGCCAGCGGAUCUGAAUAGCUAAGCAGAGAGAUCAGACAAAGCCCCGUGGCGAGGCUGACCCGUUUCUAUUAUUGCUUUCUCACAACGGUCUAGUGAACUACUUUGUGAGAGUGCUCCCUCAGCAAGUAAACAAGGGCAGUCCUUGUCUAGUUGGCAUUUUGUGAGCUUUGACUGACCUCUGCUGGUAUGUAGAAGUGUUGCAGGAUUUAUGAUUUGGAGUUCUUGGUGAACAGUCGGCUUGAAACUUAGCAUUUUUGGAGGACUGUGGCCAGUUGUGUUUAUGCAGGGCAUGACGACCAAUUUUAAAGCCAGCAAAGCUUUAAAGGUAAAGAAGGAGGCAGGUGAGAAUGCGCCGGUGCUUAGUGACGACGAACUGGUGGCCAUGUCUGUGCGGGAGCUCAACCAGCACCUGCGCGGGCUGACCAAGGAGGACGUGGUGCGGCUGAAGCAGCGGCGGCGCACGCUCAAGAACCGCGGCUACGCGGCCAGCUGCCGCAUCAAGCGCGUGACGCAGAAGGAGGAGCUGGAGCGGCAGAAGCAAGAGCUGCAGCAGGAGGUGGACAAGCUGGCGCGCGAGAACGCCAGCAUGCGCCUGGAGCUGGACGCGCUGCGCGCCAAGUACGAGGCGCUCCAGUGCUUCGCCCGGACCGUCACCCGCGCUGGGGUGACCGCCGCUGGCGGGGGUGGCAAGAUGCCCGGAGGGGGCAUGGGCAUGGGCGCCGCCGCCGCCACCAGCGUCAUCACCAUCAUAAAGUCGACCAACAACCACGGCAGCCCGCCACCCGCCACUCCGUUCUCUGCGCCGUCCUAGUGGCCGGACAGGGGUGGGGUGGGAUAGGUGGAGGACGUAUGCACGCUCAGAUGGUCCCUCUUCAUCUGGUCUCCUGACAACCAGUUCUGAACCCAAAAUGACCCGGACCUGACCCCCCCCACCCGUGCUGAGGAGGUCGCUCAGUAACAGGACUGCAGGGUGGGUGGGAGGUACUGUGGCCAUGCCUCUGUGUGAUUUACUUUAAGGCUGCAUACAUCUCUCUCUCUCUCUCUCUGUCUCUCUCUGUCUCUCUCUCUCUUGUUUUACAUGAUCUGUGCACUGUGCUAUGAACCCCCAGCCCCUUUAGGUUCCCAGCACCGGCAGGGUACACUAGUCCCUAAUCGGCGACCCCCCCCCCCUUCCCCCCCAAAACUGAGACUUAGCAGAGUUGAACAAUUGUCAAGUGUGAGUGAGUACUUGAGACCUAUAUGACCUACCAUGGCAGCUCUGAUGCCUGUUUGUUUUUAUUUGCAUGUUCAUCAGAGAGUUAACUAAAAUAUAUAUAUAUAUAUGUAUAUAUAUAUAUAUAUAUAUAUAUAUAUAUAUAUAUAUAUAUAUAUAUAUAUAUAUCAGCAGAAUGAGGAGCUGCAGCAGAAGGUGGACAAGCUAUAUAUAUAUAUAUAAUGUAAUAUAUAUUUCCUGAGACUUCCUAAGACAGUCUUUUUUUUGUCUUCAGGAUUCAAAUAUCUUGUGAAAGUACCUUAAGUCAUUUGUAAAGUCUUCAUCAAUCCUUUACUCUAUCAAAGCUGGUAUUUGUUUAAGAUGGACACAAUAUAAGGCCAGUAAAUAAGAUUCAAAAGACCAGGGACAGAUUCUGUCAUAUGGAAGAAGCACAAUUCAUUCAGAGUAAGACUCUAUAUGUAAUUCUUUGUACAGGAGUAUGAUUCCUCAUGUAAUUGCUGAUCAUACAAUCCUAACAGUACCCCUUCAGACUUUGAACAUCAAGCACCUAAUACAGAUGUUUGAAUGGCACUUAUCACUACUGUUUUAUUGCAGUACCAAAAGUAUGGAAGCACUUCACUUGCAAAGCAGGAAAGAACAGCAUACGUUAGAAAGUAUACAACUUUUUUACAACGUUCUCCCUAAUUUCAAGUAUAGUCAGUGGAGACGAUUGCCAGGCACAUUUUUUAUAUUGACUAGUUAUCUUAAAAAGAUAAGCACUUCCUUUUUAUAUGUCCAUUUAUUUUCUCCAAACUCUUGAUCAAUGCCAUAUGUCAUGGUAGGUAAUCCAUAUUGGAUAAAUCGAUGAGGGGAGCUGUCUUGAUAAAGCAAUGCAAUUUCAAAGCAUGACCUGUAUAUUACAGAUUUUAAGUUAUUGCCUCAAUCUUCUUAACUUCGUUGGUAAAACACAGCGAGAUGUAAAAUAGAUGCUCCCAUCUGCAACUCUUUCCACUUCACACAGAGAAUUCCGUCCAAUCAGAAAGCAUUCCUACUGCUAGGUCAUCGCCAAGUGCUGCUGCCGGUGUUGGAUACCCUCAUACAAUACCAUGUGUGUAUUUAAAGCAAUUAUCUUGAUAUCUAUGACACAGACUCUUGGGUAAGGACAAUCCUGACAUGGAAAUGAAAUGCACAGUUUUGUAUUUUUUUGGUUGUUGAUGAGAUUGGCUUCCGGGUGGUCGACCUUGGCUUCAAGGUGGUUGACCCAGUUUAACUUCAAAGUAAAAAUUGCGAUAUCAAAUCCAAAUGUAGGCCAGUCACACUCUGUAAACGAAGAGGCCAGGAGUUUUUUUCCCCCCCUUUUUUCUUUUUCUUUCUCCUAGAUAGGAAUUCAGCCCAAUCUUGGAUAAUUGAAUGGCUGUUUAUUUCAAAGUCAAGUCUCAUUCUAGACAAAGAUUUAAUAUAUGUCUAGAGAAGGGGCUUGCUUGGUCUUUUAAUUGCAAAGAAUCCUCACAAUUGGCCUUAAUAUCAUCUACUCAUUUCAUUCCAUUUCAUUUGACCUGUGUGCGCGCUUCUAUUUUACUUUCUUUUAGUCCAACUGCAAAGUCCUUGUGCAUUGUGCAAACGUUAUCUCUUUCCGUCCGAAGUUGUUGUUAGGCUUCUCUCUUACCCAAGUGGCCAUGACUGUUCCAGUUCCCUCUGGCAAGACGUUUAUUUUUUUCUCUUUGCUGUAGAGAGCACCAGAGGGACCUUUGCUGCUGAGUGGUCCUCUGUUGUCUGUCCAUGACAGAUGGACUCACUGCCAUGCUCUUACCAUACUCAUUUUAUAUUCCCAUGUGAUGUUUGUUUUGUUUGUUUGUGUGUUUGUUUUGUUUGUUUGUUUGUGUCUUUGUUUUGUAUGUGGUCUGUAUUCCCAAAUGUAAUUUAGUUUUGUUUGUUGUUGUUUUUUAUGUGUUUAGUUUCUAUGUCUGUUGCCUCCUUAUAUUAUUGUUAUACAUUUCUAUAUAAUUUGUGUAUAUAUAUAUAUAUAUAUAUAUAUAUUUCUAGGGCAUCAAAUACUUUGGGGAGUGGUGUGUCCUUGUAAUCGUCUCCAUCGUGUCAUAAUUCAGCCGACUUAUCUCUGCAGUUAACUUCUGUCCCCAGUGUAACACAGCAAGUCUAUCUGCAGAGUGUUUAACUGCAUUUUAGCGAUUAAAUAUGAUCAUGAUGGCCGUACAUAAGUUCCCCUUUGUGCACGCUAAUGAAACUUUCAGUGUUUACAGUGAAUAGAGGCACAUGGCUUCUGGAGUAGAUGCUUAUCUAGUUGUGAAUGGAUUCUCUAUGUGAGCUGUUAUGCUUUCAGUAUUUAUCAAGACGGGCGCUCCUCAAAGCUUUGUUGUGAUAGAAGCAUUAUUUGAGAGGCGAAGAAGAGAAUCCUUAUGUGUUACUCUUCACUACAAUUCUCAUAGCACACAAAGCUUUUUGUGGGAACCACCAGAAGAAUGAUUGUUGUAUUGCAUUGAUGAGGUUGCAUUAACUGGUAGCUGACGUUUCAAUCUCUCUGUUUGCUGAGUCUGACCUUCAACUGGUGUCAUGAUUACUUGUUCACACAUUGUUUGUGUUUUCCCAAGUUAUGAAACGGCGGUCAACAUGUGAUCGUCAGAAACGCAUGCCAAAUCAUGACCUUGCCUGUGAAUUUUGAGUAAUUCUUUCUGUGAUCACCAACAGUUGAUGAAUCAUGUGUUCCCUUUAAACAGGGAACGCCAUAAAUGAGCAUGGUCACAUGCUCAUAGAUCAUCACACCACCAGUGAAAACACAGGACUUUAAAACGUUACAAAUAUUCCAAUACAAAACCGUCUGAAACUUUACUGACACCUGCUGGUUGUGUUAAAAAAUGCUGUGAACAAGUGGUUUGAUGUCAGUAUGCUCAAGCAAACCCACUGUAUUUUUAUUUUAUUUUUUUUUCCUUACUUCAGCACCCACCAAAGCCAUAUGUUUCUCUUCCAUGUGCACCCCUUGAUGUGUUGUACAAUGUGAACGAGCUUUCCAAAACAGACAAAUUACAGAAUAUACACUCAAUAUUAUGUUUCAUAGUCGUUCAUGUUCAGCUCAGAUCCAAGACCUAUAGUGCUUUCACCUAACAGGAUGUUACCCUAGUCUCCUGUCCUCGCCUUAAGCCAGUGACCGAAGCACAGAAAGUGGCUUCUUAAUUAACAAUAUGAAUCAUGAGAUGGGGCAACAGCUGUGAAUGCAGAAUCUUUAUUUUAUUUUAUUUUUUGGCAGAGGAACAUUGUAACGCGCACAGCUCCACUGGACAACAUGUGUAGAUGGAUUGUGUUCGAUUCACUGCGUUAAAACUGUUUUGUCUCUUCUAAUGCCAACUUUCUGACAAAGUUGAUAGUAAAAGGAUGGGGGUACUUUUGGGUCUUUAUCUUCAAUGUAUGCUGUAUGUGGCCAUCCUGGCUGAAUAGGUUAAAUUAUUCUAUAUUUUACAUGUGAGAAUAUUAUAUCUGUUGAAAAUAUAUAUUAUAUAUGUGCUCUGUCAGUCUUUAAAGCUAUGUACCAUGAACGCACAUAGGAAUUUUUAACCCGUGUCUGAAUACAUUUGCCUAUAAAAUCAUAGAGAAGCUCCAUGACAUAUAAAGUAUGCUGCUCCAAAUUAUUACUUUGUAUACAUUACAGACUACAAUUGAACUGCAAUGUGGAGGAUGUUUUGUAAUUAAAAGUAGUGCCUAUAAGCAUUGAGUUUGUGAUCGUUCUAGUACUGUAUAAAUGGGACAUUCUGGUUGUGCUCUAAAAACGUUAUUUUUAAUGGACAACCACAAUAAUUAGUGUAGUUUUAGAUAGCCAUCAGAAGGUAUAAUUGUUUUUGAUCAGAUUUAUAUUAAAUAACUGUAAAUACGGACAGCUCAAGAGGCAGCGAACCUUUGGUCAACACACCUUCUUGUGAUUUACUUCAUUAAUCUGUAUGUAUUUUAUUUGAACUUUGAUAUUUAUUUUUGCUGAUUUAUUUUGUUUUACUUUCAACCUCCUAAAUUAUUUUAUUUACAUCCAUUUAUUUACAUAGUUUGUUGAUGAACUACCCUCAUGUACAAAUGAAAUCGAUCUCUUCUCCAUUCUGACUGAAUAGAAAGGAGGUAAAUUAUUCCUGUAAAUAGUCUGCUGUGUCUGUUUUGUACUUUUAAAUAAAGCUUUUUCUCUUUCUCAUUUAAA
Alosa sapidissima (American shad) is the source of this 6792-nucleotide messenger RNA. RefSeq names its product v-maf avian musculoaponeurotic fibrosarcoma oncogene homolog K (gene mafk). The record is from RefSeq and is a predicted model, not a curated record. Gene Ontology annotation, cellular component: nucleus. Gene Ontology annotation, molecular function: DNA-binding transcription factor activity, RNA polymerase II-specific; RNA polymerase II cis-regulatory region sequence-specific DNA binding. The transcript is spliced from 3 exons. Bases 1692 to 2222 code for a protein of 176 amino acids. NCBI's taxonomy places the organism in Eukaryota, Metazoa, Chordata, Actinopteri, Clupeiformes, Clupeidae. Gene Ontology annotation, biological process: regulation of transcription by RNA polymerase II.